Messenger RNA from Aspergillus aculeatinus CBS 121060, 1979 nucleotides. RefSeq names its product glutamate--tRNA ligase MSE1. The coding region runs from base 1 to 1881 and encodes 626 amino acids. Gene Ontology annotation, biological process: glutamyl-tRNA aminoacylation. Gene Ontology annotation, molecular function: zinc ion binding; glutamate-tRNA ligase activity; tRNA binding. The record is from RefSeq and is a predicted model, not a curated record. The transcript has 7 exons. NCBI's taxonomy places the organism in Eukaryota, Fungi, Ascomycota, Eurotiomycetes, Eurotiales, Aspergillaceae.
AUGAUGCUGCGACGACCGAUCUCCAGCCUCCGGGCGCGCCAGACAUGGAUCUGCACGCAAUGUCGCGCCGGUUACUCCUCCGUCGCCGCCGCGCCCAGCUCCAAACUCCGCAUGGGCAACAACAAGAAGACCAAUCUCCCCGACGGCCCUGCUAGAACUCGUUUCGCGCCGUCGCCCACUGGUUAUCUUCAUCUCGGAUCCCUGCGAACGGCAUUGUUCAACUACUUGCUGGCCAAGCGCACCGGCGGCCAAUUCUUGCUUCGCAUUGAAGAUACCGACCAGAAACGUACGAUUCCGGGGGCCGAGCAGAGGCUUUACGAUGAUCUUCGCUGGGCGGGGUUACAUUGGGACGAAGGUCCGAUCGUUGGGGGCCCAUACGGUCCUUACAGACAGUCCGAACGAACCGAAACCUAUCGCAAGCACGCCCACGAGUUGGUCGAUAAAGGCCACGCAUAUCGCUGCUUCUGCUCUGCAGAACGACUGGACGCGCACGCACGGCAUCGCAGCGAAGCAGGACUUGCGCCGGGAUACGACCGGAAAUGCGCUGAAAUCUCCGCCGAGGAGUCCGCAGAAAAGGCAUCCAAGGGCGAGGCGCAUGUUAUCCGGCUGAAGGUGGAAGGAUACCCCAUGUUUCAGGACCUGGUCUACGGCAAGACGGGACAGAACCGGCCGACCAACAAGCUGGACCUCAUCGAGCGGGUGUACGAUGAUCCCAUCCUGCUCAAGUCAGAUGGGCACCCGACAUAUCACUUGGCAAACGUGGUGGACGAUCACCUCAUGAAGAUCACGCAUGUUAUUCGUGGCACGGAAUGGAUGGCUUCGACCCCGAUGCACGUUGCUCUCUACAACGCCUUCCAAUGGACCCCGCCUCACUUCGGACAUGUGCCUCUCCUCGUGGACCGAUCCGGCCAGAAGCUUAGCAAGCGCAAUGCGGACAUCGAUCUCAGCUUCUUCAAAGACACGCAGAGCGUCUUCGCCGCGACUCUCGUAAAUUUCGCCGCCCUUCUGGGAUGGUCACACGCUCAAAAAUCCGAUAUUUUCAGCCUCGAAGAACUAGAACAACUCUUCAACCUCAAAAUCACCCGCGGCAACACCGUCGUUGCCUUCGAAAAGCUCUGGUUCCUCCAGAAAGCGCACGCGCAGCGCUUCGCCUCCGCGCCGGAGAGCGCAGAAUUCCAAGAGAUGGUGCAGAAACUCACCACGGCCGUCGAAGCCACCUACCCUCCAGAGCAACUCGCUCCCAUCCUCCAAACCCGCUCCCUCACAUCCUACAUCAUCCCACUCCUCCAAGCGGACGCCAAAUCCUACACCAAACCGGAAGACUUCCUGGCGCGCAACGCCACCUUCUUCCAACCGGCGGCGACCCUGACCCGCCCGCCUUAUACGCCGGCCUCCUCCCCGUCGGCGACCUACCCGCCCACCGCCGCCGCGAUUCCGCUCUCCGCCCUCCACACGGCCGCCACGGCUUUCACUCUUGUGCCCCCCAGCCACUGGACGCUCGACACCCACCGCGCCAAUAUCGCCGCCUACGAUGGGUCGUCCGCCAUUAUCUCAGAAGAGCAGCACCAGCACCAGCAACCAGAAAACGAGGCCGCCCGCAAAGCAGCGGACAAGUUUUUCAAGAAGGAACUGUACCAUUACCUGCGGUGGGCGCUGUCCGGCGGAGCACCGGGCCCCGGGAUCCCGGAGACGAUGGUCGUGCUGGGACGCGAGGAGACGGUGCGGCGGUUGCAGGAUGCCAAGGACCUGACGCUGGAGUUGGUCCCGAACCGUGGGGUGAAGCGGUAUAAGGGGCCGCAGGAGUCGGCAGCGGCAGCGGCAGCGGCGACUGAGCCCAAGGAUAGUUCGUGGAUGGGGUCGCUUGCGCCCAAGAGUUCUUGAUUCGCAUUCCUCUGUGGUAGGUCUAGGGGUUGCUGGACGAAAGGAUAGGAGAUGAGCCGUGGGCUUGAACGGUACCGAGAUACCCUCCCUCGUCGAAG